AUGAUUAUUACAAAUGCUAUUAUAGGAGGAGGAGCAGGUGACUUACAUUUAUGGUAUCAAUUGAAUGGACAACAGGUGGAAAAUUCAAAUGCAAUUCAAACUGUUAGCAGUGAAAAUGAAGUAUCAACAACUUUUACACAAUUAAUCGUAGAAAUAAAACAAGGUGAUUAUCUAGAAAUUGUUUAUUCAUCAACAAAUUCGCAAUUAGGUUUACAAACAGUUGUAGUAGAUGGUCAACCAACUGGUGCUGCUCUAACUGUAACAAUCUUUCGUGAACCUAAUUGUCACAACUAG
Didymodactylos carnosus is the source of this 294-nucleotide messenger RNA. The record is from the annotation of a GenBank genome assembly. NCBI's taxonomy places the organism in Eukaryota, Metazoa, Rotifera, Eurotatoria, Philodinida, Philodinidae.